Messenger RNA from Aegilops tauschii subsp. strangulata, 2242 nucleotides. RefSeq names its product glutamyl-tRNA(Gln) amidotransferase subunit B, chloroplastic/mitochondrial. Gene Ontology annotation, molecular function: glutaminyl-tRNA synthase (glutamine-hydrolyzing) activity. Gene Ontology annotation, biological process: glutaminyl-tRNAGln biosynthesis via transamidation. NCBI's taxonomy places the organism in Eukaryota, Viridiplantae, Streptophyta, Magnoliopsida, Poales, Poaceae. The record is from RefSeq and is a predicted model, not a curated record.
CUGAGCAGGGAGAGAGAAUUGGGCGGGCCAUUGUCAUCAAAGUCUGGGGCCAUGGCCCUUUUUUCCAGGGGUCCAGCUCGCCCCCUGGCGAUUGAUGAUUAGUCUGGAAAGGAAAAUCAUCCUAAACAAGCCCUCUCCACUGCCUCUCCUUUCUCCCUUCCGCUGGCGCGCCUUGCUCUGCAUCUCCUCGCCUUCGAUCUCUCUCUACCGGCGGGCCUCCUCGCUGUCGCUGCUGCCGAGGCUGUUUGUUGCCCAUCCAGUAGAUUGUGAAUUGCUGUAGACAAGAGGCACAUUGGCCACAAUGGCUCUAACACUCCUACGAGGGAUCAGAACACAAACCUUAUUUGGAGCAAAUGCAGGCCUGUUCUGUACCACUCGACGUCAUCCGCUAGCCCACUUCACAACUAGGGUGGAGAGCGUGCAGACUAGUGAGCCCAAAUCAGUGCGCAAAUCAAUUCAACAGGCCACCAAGGAGGCGGCGGAGCACAAGACACAAGGUUUUGAAGCGGUGAUCGGCAUUGAGACCCAUGUCCAGCUCUCGACCAUCACAAAGGCAUUUUGCUCCUGCCCCUACGACUAUGGCUCCCAGCCAAACAGCACCGUUUGCCCCACCUGCAUGGGCCACCCCGGGACAUUGCCGGUUCUGAACGCAAAGGUUGUUGAAUGUGCUGUCAAGCUAGGCCUCGCUCUCAACUGUGAGAUUUCCAUGACAUCCAAGUUUGACCGAAAGCAGUACUUCUACCCAGACCUGCCCAAGGGAUACCAGAUUUCGCAGUUUGACAUUCCGAUUGCUGAGAAGGGUUACCUUGAUUUGGAUAUUCCAAUGGAGUUUGGUGGUGGUCACAGGCGAUUUGGGGUCACGCGGGUUCAUAUGGAAGAAGAUGCUGGCAAGCUGCUUCACUCUGAAUCCGGGAGUUUUUCUCAGGUUGACCUAAAUAGAGCCGGCGUCCCUUUGCUAGAGAUUGUCUCAGAACCAGAUAUGAGGACAGGCAUAGAGGCUGCUGAGUAUGGUGCUGAGAUACAAAGGGUUGUUAGAUACCUGGGAGUGGGCAAUGGCAACAUGCAGGAAGGUUCCCUCCGCUGUGAUGUCAAUGUAUCUGUCCGGCCUAUUGGACAAUCAGAAUUCGGUACAAAGGUUGAAAUAAAGAAUAUGAACUCAUUUUCUGAAAUAAGUAGGGCAAUAGAUUAUGAGAUAUCCCGACAGAUUCUUCUUCACAAAGAAAGCCAGGCUGACAAAAUUGUACAGGAAACCCGUCUAUGGGAUGAAUCUUCUCAGAAAACUUUUACAAUGCGGAAAAAGGAGGGACUUGCCGACUACAGAUAUUUUCCUGAGCCUGAUCUUCCUGAAGUUGUUCUGACUAGUGAUUACAUUGAUGAAAUUCGUAAUUCAAUGCCGGAGCUUCCAGAGGCAAAGCGUAGGCGUUAUGAGAACAUGGGGCUCAGCAUGCAAGAUGUUAUUUUCCUUGCUAAUGACGAUAUUGUUGCUCAUUUCUUCGAUUCUACACUUGAGCGUGGUGCUGAUGCAAAGCUGGCUGCUAAUUGGAUCAUGGGUGACAUUACGGCUUAUCUGAAGAAUGAAAAGCUCUCUAUUGAUGAAAUUAAACUAACACCUCUUGAGCUUUCUGAACUGAUUGCAUUCAUAAAGAAUGGUACUAUCAGUGGGAAGAUUGGCAAGGAGAUUCUUGUUGAGCUCAUUACCAAAGGCGGAACUGUUAAGUCGGUGAUAGAGGAGAAAGAUUUGGUUCAGAUAGCAGAUCCAGCAGCAAUUGAGGCCAUGGUAGAUAAAGUACUCGCCGAGAAUCCGAAGCAACUUGAGCAGUAUCGGGCUGGGAAAACCAAGUUGCAGGGAUUUUUCGCUGGCCAGGUGAUGAAAGCAUCGAAAGGUAAAGCAAGUCCUGUUUUAUUGAACAAAAUCCUCGGGGAGAAGUUGAAGGGCAAUUAAAAUUGCCGAGGGGUGUUUCGGCACACAGAGAAUAUUUUGCCCUUGAUGAGUGAACCAUCAGAUUAACUAAAGUGAAACCCUGCAGCGGAACCGCAUUCUUUUGUAAAGACACUUGGAGUUUUUUUUUUGAGUUGUUGAUUGUUUUUUAGAUAGCUAACCACUUAUUCCAAGCGGUGACACUUGGAGUUUGAAGUGUUGAUUACAUUUCGCUCUCUUUUCACUAGAGAGUGGAUUUUCGAAAAGCAAUCCAGUUCACAUGAUACAAUGAAGGAUAUGCAUGGUAUGUGUUUGAGCUGAUAA